AUAUUUGUUUAUUGAUUAUACAAAAACGAUGCAAAGCUAUUAAUAAUGGUCAAACAUGAAAUAUAUGAUUAAGAGAAGAAGAAUAAUGAUGGCGAUUAAUUGCUAACAAGUCCUACGGAAAAUGGAUAAAAUUAUUUUCGAGUACAAAGAAUUGUUGUGUAUGACUAAUUUUUAUCAAUCUUUAUUUCCUAUUUUUUUAUUAUUAUUAUCAUUAUGUCAGUUAUAAUGAUUAUUACAUUACCACCACCCUCGAAGAAAAAGCUGUCGAAGCAAUACGUUGAGUUACACAUUACACUAACCGUUAGUUCAGUUGCUAGGUCGACUAUUGUUUAGUCAACUUGAUCGUUAAAUAAGCAUCAAUCUUUGUAAUUAUCAAAUCAUAAACGGAUAUCAUUGAUAUUGUGUAUUAGUACUCCAUUAACAGAUUAAUACCGGCUAAUAAACUACCUUUAUCAAAUCUGGUGAUAAGAAAUGAAGAAAGAAAAAUUAUAUUAAUAUUUCAGUACUUUAACUUCAAAUACUGAAGUUGUCAAUUUAUCAUUGCUUAUCUAUAAUGUUGAUAACAAAAAAAUAAUAAUUCAAGAUUUUUAAAUCAGAACUCUCAAAUAUAAAUGAUCGUGAACAAUACUGACAAUAUAACUUAAAAAUAAUUACUAUUAUCUUAGUUUAUAACGAUGAGUCGAUUUAUAUAGUUUUACAAACAAAAAAUUAUUUAUUUUUUUAAAGUUACCAUCUUUUAUUUUUAAAUAGAAUUUAGUGUGAUUUUUCGAUUGCAACGUCAAGUUCAAGUGAAAAACAGUCAUGACACAUGUACCUGAGGAUCCAGAAAAAUUGGAGAAGAAAAAAAAGAAGAAAGAUGGUGAAAACCACCAGACUGAAGAAGAACUGGAUUUUGUUGAGGAUGAAACACCACCACCACCUGAUGGGGGAUGGGGUUGGGCGGUUGUUUUUGCUUCUUUUAUGAUUCAUGUUGUCACGGACGGAGUAACUUAUUCUUUUGGAGUAUUUUAUAUUGAAUUUCUUUAUUACUUCAAAGAAGGAAAGGGCGCAACAGCAUGGAUUGCAUCUAUACUUGUUGGAAUAACUUUAUGUUCCGGCCCGAUAUCGAGUGCUUUUGUCAACAAAUACGGUUGCCGAGCUGUAACAAUAGCAGGUGCAAUUCUUUCAAGCAUUUGCUUACUUCUAAGUGUAUGGGCACCAAAUGUUAUAACUCUUUACUUCACAAUAGGCAUAGGAACAGGACUAGGAUUCGGUUUAAUUUACCUUCCAGCAAUUGUAUGUGUAACAAUUUAUUUUGAAAAACUACGAUCUCUUGCUACGGGUAUAGCAGUAUGUGGUUCUGGAAUAGGAACACUAAUAUUUGCUCCAUUUAUUGAAUAUCUUAUUAGAGAAUUUGGAUGGAGAGGUGCAAUGUUAAUUUUAUCGGCGCUGGUUCUUAAUUGUAUUAUACUUGGAGUCUUAUUCCGACCAGUUGAGCCUCCACGACGGCCUAAAAGUAUACCACUACAGGAAAUAAAAUCAUCUUCAGCAAAUCUCAAAGUUCCCGGUUCCAAUGGGACUUCAAAUGGCUUAAAUAGGCCGCAUAGUACACAAAAUAUUAGUACAACGUAUCAUUUUGUUACGGAUAAUAAUGAUAAUACAAAAUAUUUAGGAAAUAUAACAAUGAGUCAACCGGUUUUAACCAAAGGAAUUUCUCAUCAAGGAAAUUUCAAUCAUUCACACCAUGGUAGUGAGAUGAAUACUAAAUCUCUCGGCAGUGGUAUGAUGAAUAAACGUGAUAUAUUUUAUCAAGGCAGCGUUGAAAAUAUCCGUAAGCGUUCUGCAUCUGUUGGACAUCAUGAGGUUCGUUCAACAAUACGUAAUUCUGUAAUGAGUUUACCAAAUGCAACAGGAUAUAAACCAAGUGAAACAACGGAAUGCGCUCCUUACAUGGAUAAAUCUUGUGGAAUUUUACAACAAAUGCUGGAAUUAUCAUUAUUGAAAGAUCCAGUGUUUCUUAUCUUCGUUAUAUCAAAUUUCUGCACAAGUAUAGGUUUCAAUAUUCCUUAUGUCUAUAUAAUCACCCAAGCUGAAUCACGAUCAAUCCCACGAGAUACUGCAAGCUAUUUACUGGCAAUAAUUGGUAUUGCCAAUACUGUCGGUCGUAUUGUUCUUGGCUAUGUCUCAGAUAAGCCAUGGAUUAAUCGUCUUUUAGUUUACAAUCUGUGCUUGACUAUUUGUGGUUUUGCGACAAUAUUAAGUGUCUACUGCGAUUCUUUUGUAUCUUUUGCAGUUUAUACUAGUGUUUUUGGAUUUACUGUUGGAGCAUAUGUAGGACUUACGUCUGUAAUUUUAGUUGAUUUAUUAGGUUUAGAACGCCUUACAAAUGCAUUCGGUUUAGUUUUACUGUUUCAAGGGAUUGCAUCACUCUUAGGACCACCUAUAGCAGGAUGGCUUUAUGAUGCAUUAGGUUCUUAUGAUCCUGGAUUUUUUGUUGGUGGUGCUAUGAUUGCUAUCAGCGGUCUAAUAUUAUUUUUUAUACCUCCUAUGCAACGUUGUAUAAAAAAGAAAGAAGAAAAAUUUGUAAUGAUUAGUGUCACAGCGUAGUUAGUGUUAUUAUUGUUGAUGACAGUUAGAUAAUUUAUAAUUUAUUAUUUUUUAAUAAUACCAAAUAUGAAAAAUAAUUAUUUUUAUAAUUGUAUUAUAGUUUUUUCUCUCUCAAUAAGUAGUAUUUUUUUUAAUACUCAAUAAUGACUUGACUAAUUUAAUCAAUCAGUUAAUUUAAGAAAAGUAACCAAAAUAAUCGAUUGAACUCCAGAUUAUAUUAAGUAAAACGUUCCAAACUAUAUUUACUUUUAGUUUAAAGUUAAGUAAACUUUGUUAUGCAUUUUUAAUUGUGAUAUAUAAUUAAAGGUGAAGCUUUCAGAAACUUUUUUAUCACACUAAAUAUUGGAGUAGCUAUCCCGUAUUAUUUAAGUUAUAUAUAUGUUAAAAUCCAUAGGUUUUUGCUCUGCUUUUUUUUUGUAACUAAAGUGCUAAAAAUGUUGACUAAAUGGAUAAGAAGCUAAUUAAUACAUGUAGUAAAAAAAAAAAGUAUUAUUUAGAAACAAAAAAUUAUUACACGCUUAUACUUAUGGCGGUAAAUCUUUGUACAAAAACCGCAGAUUUUUACAAGUUUUAAUUAACUAAUGCGGCAGGUGUACUUGUCUAGCAAUCUUACUGUAGACAAUCAGUAGUCUUUUAGUAAUUAUAAUAAAAUAAUUGUAUAAAAAAAUUGUUACGUAUGAAAGAUAUAUUUUAUAAAAAUAAUGUUAUCUUAUAAUUUCUGAUAUUCU
Cotesia glomerata is the source of this 3314-nucleotide messenger RNA. RefSeq names its product monocarboxylate transporter 12-like. The transcript has 9 exons. The coding region runs from base 802 to 2586 and encodes 594 amino acids. Gene Ontology annotation, biological process: monocarboxylic acid transport; transmembrane transport. Gene Ontology annotation, molecular function: monocarboxylic acid transmembrane transporter activity. NCBI's taxonomy places the organism in Eukaryota, Metazoa, Arthropoda, Insecta, Hymenoptera, Braconidae. The record is from RefSeq and is a predicted model, not a curated record.